Molecule: messenger RNA, 420 nt
Organism: Fomitopsis serialis
Lineage: Eukaryota; Fungi; Basidiomycota; Agaricomycetes; Polyporales; Fomitopsidaceae
Exons: 4
Coding region: 1-420 (139 amino acids)
Source: RefSeq, a predicted model, not a curated record
AUGGUCGACUUCGGGCAGAUUUCAAAAGAGGUGUACGCCCUUGCGGCUCAGUCGGACUCGCUCUCGCAGCUUGUCACAGAGGCCUCGCUGCAUAGACGAUGCGCUCGAUUCAUUUGGUCCGGACCAUGUAUCCUCAGCUUCAACGGCGGGAAGGACUGUACAGUCCUUCUCCAUCUCCUCGUAGCGUCCCUCGGCCGACGAGGCAGCCUGGCAUCCCGACCGAUCCCUGCUGUCUGCAUCCCGUGCCCGAUUGACGAGCCGGAGCUUCCGGUCGAGACUGUCGCUGGGCCUGCGACGCCCGGAGCGACAAACGGUGUCAUCUCUGGGACGGGCGCGAAGCUGAAGGCGAAGGGAGGGGAAGGGAUGAAGCGUGCGUUGGAGGCGUACAGAGACGAGUUCCCACACAUCGGGCGAUAUUGA